GACUGUUCGGCUGCUUUAGAGAUAUCUACAAACGACCCUAAAGCACUUUUUCGUCGUAGUCAGGCGCAGGAAGCCCUAGGAAACAUUGAGCAAGCGUAUGCAGAUGCCAAACUAGUUCAUAAAAUAGACCCCAAAACCCCAGGAAUGGAGGCAAUUUUACUACGACUUCAUUCACAGGUUCAGUCCAAGAUAAACACGAUGUCAACAACCAAAAACAAAGUGGAGACAAUGUCUAACUUAGUGUUUGAUGUGGAGGCUGACACUGAGAAAAGAGAGAAGGCUGCUGAUAAUAUGAUUGUUCUAUCAAAGGAAAAUGCCGGAGCUGAAUGUGUUUACAAUCAGGACGUGGUGCCAAAGAUAGUUAAAAUAAUGAAGGUUGAGAAGAAUCAGAAAAUAAGGUUAUCCCUAGUGCGCGUGCUCGGGUUCCUAGCUAAGAGUAAGAUGGAGCGCGCUAAAGCAAUCUUGAAGGAGGCCGGGUCCCCUUUCUUUCUUAACGCUCUCAACACUAAGGAUGAGGAUUCUAUUACUGCUGUCACCUACGUGAUCCAAGCUAUCUUGGAUUCACUCUCCAGACUGGAUUUAAGUGAGAAAUGGAAGGAUAAAAGGAAGGAGAAGAAGAGAAUGACUGUUGAAGAAAGAAAGAAUAUGAGAGCUGAUGAGGAGGCAAGAGCUGAAAUAAUUAAGGAAAAUAAAUUAGAGUUGACAAGUAUCAUGAACACAAUCUGUUUUAAUACUACAUCAAGGACUAUUACAGGUGAGGCUCGGGACGCUCUGGUGAACCUAAUCAUGAAGAACUGCCAGUAUGAUCAGUUGAACUGGGCGGAGCACAUGCUGGAGACAGACUCCUACCAGAGGUUGAUGGAGGUUGCUAGCGAGCUAAAUACAGAGGAAUACAAGUAUGAAAGUAAUAUGGAGAUAACAGACUCUACAAAGACUAUUACCGGAGUAACGUUUGGAUUAUUGUACGAACAGAUGUAUGAUGAUGGUCGUAGAGCUCGUCUUACAGCAGAGAUAGAUAAAUUUACACAGGAGAUGUUAAUGGACCCUGGUCUGGAAAGUAAGGUCCGUCUAGUCUCUGCUAUCACUACUCUACUACAGAAUGCUCCUGAUCUAGGCAACUCGCAGCUCAAGGAGGGGGUGCUGCAGAUGAUGCUGGUGAUGGCCAGGUCGGAGGAGUACAUCCAGCAGCUUGUGGCCUCGGAGGCCAUCAUAGCCGCCGCCAACAAGAAGAAGGACGCAACAGCUAUAGUAGUUCAGGGCCUAGAUAUACUCAAGACUCUUUACAAAUCUAAGAAUGAUCACAUCAAGGUUCGUGCAUUGGUUGGACUCUGCAAGCUUGGCGCGAGCGGAGGACAUGACGCGAGUUUGCGACCGUUUGCGGACGGAAGCUCAACCAAACUAGCUGAGGCUUGCCGCCGGUUUUUAAUAAAUCCUGGAAAAGACGACGAUCUCCGACGUUGGGCCGCGGAAGGAUUGUCGUUCUUGACGCUGGACGCGGAGGUUAAAGAGAGACUGAUUGAAGACGAGGCUGCAAUCAAGGCUCUGAUAGAGCUGGGUAAGACUGGAAAGCAAAAUGUAGCAUACGGAGUAGUUUCUACAUUGGUUAAUCUUACUAAUAGUUACGAUAAACAGGAGAUCAACCCUGAGAUGCUUGAGCUGGCCAAGUUUGCUAAACAUCAUAUUCCUGAGGAUCAUGAACUUGAUGAUCAAGACUUCGUAGACAAGAGAAUAUAUACUCUGGGACAGUUCGGGAUCACGUCGGCUCUAGUAGCUUUGUCGAAGACUGAGUCUAAGAACAUGAAGGAGUUAAUCUGCAGGGUUCUCUGUGCCGUGUGCAAUCACCAGGAGCUCCGGGGACUAGUUGUUCAGCAGGGUGGGAGUAAGGUUCUGGUGCAGAUGGCUCUGGACGGGACGGAUAAGGGGAUGAGGACAGCUGCUCAGGCUCUCUCCAGGAUUGCUAUUACUCAGGAUCCAGCCAUCGCCUUCCCAGGACAACGGAGUUGUGACGUCAUUCGUCCUAUCUGUCAACUAUUAGAUGUUGAAUGCGAGAGUUUAGAGAAUUUUGAAGCUUUAAUGGCACUCGGAAAUCUGGCCAGUCUAAACGAGUCUGUCAGGAGUCGGAUUCUAAAGGACAGUAACGCUAUCCAGGGAAUUGAGAACUAUAUGUUCGAGGAGCAUCUUCUCAUCAGGAGAGCUGCGGUUCAAUGCUGGACAAAUCUGUGCGUGUCAGAUCUUCAGGUUAAGAGGUGUGAGGGUAAGAAUGACAAGGUUAAGUAUUGUGUUCUAAUGUGCGGAGAUGAUUCAGAUCCUCAGGUUGUCAAGGCAGCAGCCGGGGCACUCGCUAUGCUGACAGAGGCAAGUGCUAAAGUUUGUGAGAAGGUAUUUGAUAGUAAACAAUGGGAAGAUUGCUUGCUCAGUGUACUGGCGAAUGAAGAUUAUGACGUCACACUGCGCGGUGUUGUAAUCAUCAACAAUAUGGUUCAGGUUGGAGGAACGGUUGCCAAUAAUAUUUUCGAAACUCAGAUUAUGGAUGUUCUUCAAGCUCUUGUGCUCAAGGCCAACCUUGAUCUUGGAAAUGCUCAGCCUCAUUCCACCCUGCAGAAGAUCAAAACCAUUUGUGAAAAAUCCUUGAAAAAAGCUCAUGAACUUGGUCUCAUCAGGACUACUGCUGAAGCAGUUAAAGCUGAAGAAGAAGCCCCAGAGGAGACAAUUGAGCCCUGGAUGAAAGCUCCAGCCCCAGGGGGUAAUAAGAGCUAGGUUAUGCUCUGAACCCUGAACCAGUAAUCUAAGAAUUCAGUCUUCCAGGUUCCUGCCUUUCUGCCAUUCUUGGGUGCUUCAUGUUAUUUAUGUAUUUUUAUUUAUAUAUCUAUUUGACUAUUGUUAAAUAUUUGUUAUGCUGUCGUUAGAACUAUGUACAAAACGUUUGAUUAGUUGUACAUUCAGUAUUAGUAUUGUAGUACGUAUGGCAUUUAAAUUUAGAAUAUAGUAGGUCAACUUUAUAAA
Molecule: messenger RNA, 3003 nt
Organism: Eurytemora carolleeae
Lineage: Eukaryota; Metazoa; Arthropoda; Copepoda; Calanoida; Temoridae
Product: protein unc-45 homolog B
Molecular function (GO): Hsp90 protein binding
Source: RefSeq, a predicted model, not a curated record